AUGCUGGCCGAUCCCGUGGCUGGGGACGCCAUGAGGGGCAAGGCCCGUCACGCCAUCGCCGAGCAGUCGGCCGCCCGGCAGCACAGUCCCGGCUCGGGCCCGCGCUGCUUCUGGCAGCGCGGGCCCGAGCCGGGCAGGCUCAACGCCGUCGAGGUCGGCGGGGUGCUGUACGAGAUGUCCCUCAAAGCCAUGUCACAGUACCGCGAGCAGCCGGGGCGGAACGAGCCGGGCGUGGCACACAUGCUGCUGGCCCAGCUGGCCGCCGGCCUGUUGAGGGCCCUCUUCGCAGGUGCCUUUGCCGCGGCCAUGCGUGCGCGGCGCAGCGUGUGGUUCCCCAUCUCCCGCUACGCGCCGUCGCAGCGCACGCUGCCGCGCGUGGCCGUGUAUGUCUUCCGCGAGGGUCCCCAGGAGACGCGACCUCAGGGUCCGCUGGGGUUCAGGGGGCUGCCGUUUUACCUGGAGCGGUGCUGCGACCUGGGCGGGUGCUGCCUCCUGCGCCAGCGCUCGGAGCGCUACCUCGCGCUGUCCGCCGUCCGCCUGCGGCUCAACGACUGGAUGCAUGCCGACCUUCGCGCGCGGCUCCCCCGCCUGCCCUUCGACGACUGGUCCGACGGUGGGGUCUCCAGUGGCCCGGAGAGCGACUGGGAUUCGAUCACCACGGACAGCGACCAGGACGGAUGA
Messenger RNA from Auxenochlorella protothecoides, 681 nucleotides. RefSeq lists its product as hypothetical. The transcript is spliced from 3 exons. The coding region runs from base 1 to 681 and encodes 226 amino acids. Lineage: Eukaryota; Viridiplantae; Chlorophyta; Trebouxiophyceae; Chlorellales; Chlorellaceae. The record is from RefSeq and is a predicted model, not a curated record.